Messenger RNA from Gilbertella persicaria, 1697 nucleotides. Its product is annotated as Alpha/Beta hydrolase protein. The record is from RefSeq and is a predicted model, not a curated record. Bases 82 to 1689 code for a protein of 535 amino acids. The transcript has 6 exons. NCBI's taxonomy places the organism in Eukaryota, Fungi, Mucoromycota, Mucoromycetes, Mucorales, Choanephoraceae. Gene Ontology annotation, biological process: lipid metabolic process.
ACUUGACAAGUACAGGUGCAUAGUGCUGCAUCAUAAGCGGCAGUUGAAAAGCUAACUUUUUGAUAAUCUUUCUUAAAAAUUAUGCAAACAUCUCAAAUGAUUGAUGCUAAACAUUGGCAGCAAGCGCCAGAUAAAGUAGAUCUAGAUAACCGUAUAUACAUUGAAAAAGAUAUCUUUGGAAUGUCACAAGGCAACAAAAUAGAAAAGCAUCAUGAUCAAUCAAAAGAUCAAUAUUUUCAGUCUUCCUCCUCCUCUAGCUCCAUUUCUUCCAUGUCGUCUUCAGGAUCGAAUACCUCAGACACACUUGUGGACAGAAAGGAUUUAAUGCCAAGGAGAGUGAAUGAAAAGGAAAUUAAGCGUAUUGAAAGAAAUUUAUUGCAACGAUUGGAUCUUCAUGUCAGAGCCUUUCUCUCAAUGCUCUUGUCUAUACCUUUUUUGGUAGUUCUGGUUGUACUUGCAGUUUAUCAAACUACAAAGAUGUAUCUAUUGGACUUGUAUUAUUACAAGACAACCAGACCUCAGGAAAGCCAGGAGUCUUUAAUUCCUGAUGAAGUGUUGACGAAUGAUGAAACUUACUAUACCAACCGAUGGGGAUAUGAAAGCGAAAUGCAUGAAGUAGAAACUCGAGAUGGUCAUAUACUAAAGGUAUACAGAAUUUAUAAGAAAGGAUCUAAUCCUGAAGGCAAACGUCCAAUUUUAAUUGGUCAUGGUUUAUUUCAAUGCUCUGGCGCUUUUGUUCUUAACGAGGAGAAGUCUUUGGCAUUCACCUUGGCAGAAAAAGGAUACGAUGUAUGGGUAGGCAAUAAUCGAUCUAUUGGAGGAUUUCGUCAUGUUUCUCUAUCGCAUAAGGAUCCUGAAUACUGGAAUUGGGGGUUAAAAGAACUUGGCCUCUAUGAUUUUCAAAGUAUGAUUGACCAUGUUCGAGAAUACUCUGGGUUUGAUAGGGUAGGAUACAUCGGUCAUUCUCAAGGCAAUGCUCAAGCAUUUAUUGCAUUAUCACUUUGCCCAGAAAUUGGUAACAAGUUGAGUUGCUUUGUUGCGCUCGCACCUGCUGUAUUUUCUGGACACUUGGUUGAUACAUUUCCGCUAAGAAUUUUAAUCAAUUUGAAUGAUUGGCUGUAUUCCUUGAUAUUUGGAUCAAAAGCUUUUCUGCCGAUUAUGUCUGUAGCCCAAACGAUGAUAGAACCUAGAGUCUUUUGUUUUUUGGCUUAUAGUAUGUUUUCUUAUUUGUUUUCCUGGUGGGAUAGUCAUUGGUUAAGAAGAAGAAAGGCCAAAUAUUUCCAAUUCACACCUCGCCCUGUGAGCUCAAGACUGAUUGCAGAUUGGAUUGCAGGUUGGGGACGUAAAGGAAUGUGCUUAUAUGUAGGAUCAGAUCAAUCCAAUAAUACAAUGAUGAUCAAAAAGAAAGUGCCGUUUGUGAUCUUUUAUGGUACAGCUGAUUUUUUGGUCAAUGGAGAACGCUUUGUACGCACAUUUGAUGGCUACGAAACCCAUGGAUUAUCACCAGCACAAAUAGAACAACAAAAGAAAGAAUCUAUAGAAAAACGCUCUUAUUUUCCUAUGCUUGACCUAAUACAUGUAGAGCGUAUUGAUGGAUACGAGCAUAUGGAUACUAUUUGGGGGCAUGAUAAUCAUCAUACAACUUAUCCCAUUUUACUAAAAAACCUAGACAAUGCAUUAUGGGAAUAAAGAAAAGC